CCAAAUUCGUCCAAUGAAUGAAGGUUUUUGGAUGGCGUCACCUAUGAAAAGACUUAAUUACAUUUAGCCCCCGCCCACCGUCUCCGUCGGCGGCACUCCGCCGGAGUAGGAGAGGAAAUCGUAAGCGCGACACACUGGAAUGCCCGCGCCUCUGUGCGACGGAGCAUAAAUCUUCAAACAAUUGAGAUCCGUGAGUGUUUACAAACUGUCUAACCUCACAAAGGAUUGAGACUAGCUGUUACAAAUCAAUGAUACUGUUGCAGUCGCCCUGCAGAUAUCUCCUGCAAGUCUUGUCCACUCUGGUUCAGAAUCUUGAUAAAGGAGUUGAGUUAGACUGCCAGUGGGUUGAGUUUGACGAUGUCCGCUACCAUUUUCAGGCAAAUGUAAAGAAUCCAAAUUUUCUCCUAUUAUCACUAUCUUUACCCGCACCACCUCCAGAAACUGUAUUUUUUGGAGGACUUCCUCAAGGAGCUAUCGAAGCUAUAAAAGCAGCAUAUGGUGUGUUCCUAGAAGUUCUUGAUCCCCCAAGGGAUGGUUAUAAUCUUACAGUGAAACUGAACCUGUCAAAGCUUCCUCCGGAUGAAGGCCAUAAGCAAGCAUUCCUGGUAAAGAUUGCUUCUAUAAGAGAACUAGUUCAGGGUGCACCAUUGAGAGCAGUAUUUAAGCAACUAGUCUCGAGGGGUGUAAAAUCUGACUUAAACAAGAUUAUUUCAAUUGUGCAUCGGCCGAACGAAUCAUAUUUUAUUUUUCCUCAGGUGGAUAAGGUGACGGUGAUUUUCCCAAUGCGAUUCAAGGAUUCCAUAGAUAUUGUUCUUGCUACUUCUUUCCUUCAGGAAUUUGUUGAAGCAAGGAGAACUGCUGGACUUAACAAUGCCCCUCCAUGUCUGUGGUCAUCUUCCCCCCCUAAGGAGUUGGAAGGUUCUUCAGACGAGGCAUUAUCAGCAAAUGCUGGAUUUGUCAGUUUUGUUAUUUUCCCUCGCCAUGUUGAAAGCAGAAAGCUGGAUAGAACCGUUUGGAGUUUAUCAACAUUUCAUGCUUAUGUCAGCUAUCAUGUCAAGUGUUCAGAAGGUUUCAUGCACACAAGGAUGAGGCGUCGGGUGGAGACAUUGAUAGAGGCUCUAGAUCGUGCCAAACCAGAUUCAGAAAAAGCCAACAAUAUCGACCAGACUAGAUCCUUUAAACGACUAACUGUCAAGGAUGGCAGAAGCAACUCCAAUGCAAAGUGAUAUCUGCUCACCAUGAGAGAAGGUGUAUGUCACCGAAUGGGGUUAUUGGAAAGCGCAAGGUGAUCUACACCGGUGAUAAUUCUUCCAAGUCAUGAAGCACCUGUUGUUCAUAUAUCAUACUAGAAGUUUUGCCUUUUACAAUAAUCUUCGGGCACGGGAUGAUUAAUUUCUCACCUGGAUUGGUAAAUCGAGUUCCCCCUUCCAUGAUGUUGUCAGCUAUGACCAUGAGCAGUAAAUAUGUUUCCUCCUUGGGGUGUCCGACCAGCAGGGCGCCAAACGUUAUUUCUCUCGAGUUGCUUUCAAGCUCAAACCGCGAAAGAGUGUGUUUCUUCUUCUCUUUUCUUUAUCGUUUGUAUCUACAGAUCAAGUUAAGAUCGAUGGAUGAUUUGUUACAUUUUGGUCUACAUAUAGUCAAAUUGUGAAAAUUAGAGAAACUCUAAAUUCAUAGCAGCUUCAUCUUUUCAUUUUCUUUGUCGAUUUAUCAGCAGAAUUAAAAUUUUAGCUCGAUGACGAUUUGUAUGUAUAAUACUUGCAUGUAUGAAUAAUGGUCUGAAAUGACAAAUUUUGCUCGGUUAAUUUA
Messenger RNA from Salvia hispanica, 1806 nucleotides. The record is from RefSeq and is a predicted model, not a curated record. Lineage: Eukaryota; Viridiplantae; Streptophyta; Magnoliopsida; Lamiales; Lamiaceae.